CAGAUGGAUGCCUGAAGGAGGCUGUGAUUCUGUGGGAAGCCCACGUUGGAGAAAGUUCCUGGCAGAACCUUGGAGCCCCCCACAUAGGACUCCAUCCAGGAGCAGGUGGAUAUGCCCCAAAGGAAGCUGCCGCCCAUGGAGAGCAAGAUCCUGGCAGGAACAGUCACCCAUGGAUGACCCAUGCUGGAGUAGUUUUUGCUGAAGUACUGUACCUUGGAGAGAGGACUCGCACUGGAACAGGGGACAAACGUGAAGAGGAAGGAGAGCAGAAAUUAAGUGUUGACCACAACCAUCAUUCUUUAUCCACUCUACACCACUUAUGAGAAAGGAGAUAGACAAGUUGGGAAAGGAGUGAAGUUGAGCCUGGGGAGGUGGUUUUAGUUUUGUCUUUGAUUCUUACCAUCCUACUCUAUUUUUAAUUGUCUAUAAAUUAAAUUCAGCAUCUUCAAAUUUGUUUUCCCCACAACAGUGACUGGUGUUAAAAUUUCAAGAAAUGCUGGGACCUGUUUAAAGAACAUCAUUCACAAAAACUUUUGUGGUAAUUUUUUAAAACUAGAAUGGCCUUGAAAAAAGCACUUAAACUAUUCAAGAAAUUAUUUUUUCACUGGAAACUUUGGAAGUUCAGCAUUAUUGUAUUUGUCUUUCUGGUAUUUUUAUUUUUAUUGCAAAGAGAAGUCGGUGUUCAGGAUUUUAAAGAUGAAACAGGGAUUGAGCCAGUUGUCAGAAAGAAAAGUCAUGUAUUAGGUCUCAUGUUAAAUGCUAUGAACAAUAUCAAAGGUGCAAAGCCCAAAAUGCAGAUAAAAGCACCUGUUAGGCAAACAAAGAUUCCUGGAGAGACACGCUGUUUGCCAGGAUACUAUACUGCUGUGGAACUAAAGCCUUUUCUAGAUCGACCUCUUCAAGAUCCUAAUGCUCCUGGAGCUUCCGGUAAAGCAUUUAAACCCAUCAACUUAAACUCAGAAGAACAGAAAGAAAAACAGCGUGGAGAAGAAAAACAUUGUUUUAAUGCAUUUGCAAGUGAUAGAAUUUCUUUACAUCGAGAUCUUGGACCAGACACUCGACCUCCUGAAUGUAUUGAACAGAAGUUUAAGCGUUGCCCACCAUUGCCAACCACAAGUAUUAUAAUAGUUUUUCAUAAUGAAGCAUGGUCCACUCUGCUCAGAACAGUUCACAGCGUGAUGUAUACAUCUCCUGCCAUCCUGCUGAAGGAGAUUAUUUUGGUAGAUGAUGCCAGUGUAGAUGAAUACUUGCAUGAUAAACUAGAUGAAUACGUGAAACAAUUCCAAAUAGUUAAAGUAGUCCGUCAAAAGGAAAGAAAAGGUCUGAUCACUGCACGGUUGUUGGGAGCUUCAGUGGCAACAGGGGAGACCCUUACCUUUCUGGAUGCUCAUUGUGAAUGCUUUUAUGGCUGGUUAGAGCCAUUAUUGGCAAGAAUAGCUGAGAACCCUGUUGCUGUUGUCAGCCCUGAUAUUACUUCUAUAGAUCUAAACACUUUUGAAUUCAGUAAACCGUCUCCUUACGGACACAGCCACAACAGAGGAAAUUUUGACUGGAGUUUGUCAUUUGGAUGGGAGUCUCUUCCUAAACAUGAAAAUAAAAGAAGAAAAGAUGAAACCUAUCCAAUUAAAACACCUACUUUUGCUGGAGGUCUCUUUUCAAUAUCAAAAGACUACUUUGAACACAUUGGAAGCUAUGAUGAAGAAAUGGAGAUAUGGGGAGGUGAAAAUAUAGAAAUGUCUUUCAGAGUGUGGCAAUGCGGCGGACAGUUGGAGAUCAUGCCUUGCUCUGUUGUUGGCCAUGUCUUUCGCAGCAAGAGUCCCCAUACUUUCCCAAAAGGUACUCAAGUGAUCACACGCAAUCAAGUUCGCCUUGCAGAAGUUUGGAUGGAUGAGUAUAAAGAAAUAUUUUACCGAAGAAACACCGAGGCAGCAAAAAUUGUGAAACAAAAAACGUUUGGGGACAUCUCAAAAAGACUUUAUUUAAGGCAGCAUCUGAAGUGUAAAAAUUUUACCUGGUACCUCAAUAAUGUUUAUCCAGAAGCGUACGUGCCAGACCUGAAUCCUUUGUUUUCUGGAUAUCUGAAAAAUAUUGGGAACCGCAUGUGUCUGGAUGUUGGUGAAAAUAACCAUGGGGGCAAACCAUUGAUUAUGUAUUCUUGUCAUGGACUUGGAGGAAAUCAGUACUUUGAAUAUUCUGCACACCAUGAAAUUCGACAUAACAUACAGAAGGAGCUUUGUCUGCAUGCUUCCAAAGGACCUGUGCAGCUCCGCGAAUGUCACUACAAAGGCCAGAAAACCUUUGCUGUUGGAGAGGAGCAAUGGCUGCACCAAAAGGAUCAAACUCUGUACAAUGCAGCGCUACAUAUGUGCCUUACAGGAAAUGGACCACAUCCAAGUUUGUCAUCCUGUAAUCCUUCAGAUCCCUUCCAGAAGUGGCUCUUUGGCCAGAACAAUUAAGAUCUUCUAUUUCUAGGACAGGAACGUUUUAUUGAAAGAAAAGACCCAUUAUAAACUGUGAUCAUGUAUCUAUGCUGCAUUUUAAGUGAUGCAUAUGUAAAUGCAAAAUGUUUAAACGGUUUCUUAUUCUUCUUAUUCAAGUUGGAUAUAAAAUGUGUCAUCAGAGAUUCCCUAGGAGUCUGUUAUACCAAAGACUAUUGAGAUCUCAAUUAAGAAAAAUGUUUACAAUAUUUCUCUGCUAAGGCUUUAUAUGAUCACCACUGAUUCUUGGGUCCUAUAGUCCUCUUUCAUCUUGGGGACCACAUGUUUUCCACAUACUGUAUUUCUGAAGCAGACUAGUUUUCUCUGUAGAGUUGUGAGACACUUUAUAUUUAUAUUUUUAUGCUCAAUUGGUUUAUUUUUUUUUAUCAUUUACUCAGUGAACUUUUCUCAGUGUUUUUUAAGUUGCUUCACUUGAAAAAUUAAAUAUUUGACCUUCAGGUUAAAGCCAAAUAGGCUACCACACUGUUCAAGGCUUCUAGCAAGUCACUUCUUCUUUCGUAGAAGAAAAAAUAAUUCUUGCUGAAAUAUGUAUGUAUGAUUCUUUUAAUGGAAAAUCUGCUUAUUCUGAUAUUACUCUCCUUUUG
This is a messenger RNA of Colius striatus (speckled mousebird), 3082 nucleotides long. It is a transcript of the gene GALNT3, whose product is annotated as polypeptide N-acetylgalactosaminyltransferase 3. The coding region runs from base 558 to 2456 and encodes 632 amino acids. The record is from RefSeq and is a predicted model, not a curated record. Gene Ontology annotation, cellular component: Golgi apparatus. The transcript is spliced from 12 exons. Lineage: Eukaryota; Metazoa; Chordata; Aves; Coliiformes; Coliidae.